GUGAAUGGGACAUCACUGUUGGAGUUCCUUCUGUUGGGAUCAGGAAAUGUCCCCUCACUCCAGGCACCACUUUUCCUCCUCUCGCUCAUCAUCUACUUGGUGACCAUGAUUGUGAACAUCCUCAUAGUUGUGCUGCUGGUUGCAGAGCAGCAUCUGCACACUCCUAUAUACUUCUUCCUGGAAAAUCUGUCCUCCCUGGAGACCUGCUACAGCUCCACCAUCCUCCCGCGGCUGCUGGCCAGCUUCCUGACUGGGAAUAGAACCAUCUCCGCUCACGGCUGUAUGGCUCAGUUUUAUGCCUUUGGCUCUUUUGUAACUACGGAGUGUUACCUGCUGACAGCCAUGUCCUACGAUCAGUAUCUGGCCAUAUGCCAGCCCCUGCUGUAUGCAAACCUCAUGACCUGGAAGGUCUGUCUCCAGAUGGCGGCUGCAUCCUGGCUAGCAGGACUGGGGGUUUCAUUAGUAGUCACAGUCUUCUUAUCACAGUUGCAGUUCUGUGGGCAUAAGGAAAUUAUCCCAUUGCUGGAGCUCACCUGCAGUAACACCAGACUAAUCGCAGCUCUAGCUUUUGCACUGUGUUUCCUGAGCAUUGUCUUCCCCUUUGUAUUCACGCUGGUCUCCUAUGUGUGCAUCAUAGCUGCCAUCUUAAGGGUGCCAUCCAGCAUGGGCAGGCAGAAGGCCUUCUCCACCUGCUCCUCUCAUCUCAUCAUUGUCACUGUUUUCUAUGGCACCCUCUUCAUUGCCUAUAUGAUGCCCAGAACAGCCCCCCUGAGGCAGCUCAACAAAAUGCUCUCCUUCUUCUACACCGUGCUCAUGCCCCUGGUCAACCCACUCAUCUACACUCUGAGGAACAGGGAGAUCAGGGAGGCCCUGAGGACAGGGCUCAGGGAGGCCCUGGCCUUCACCCAGAGCUCAUG
Messenger RNA from Balearica regulorum gibbericeps (East African grey crowned-crane), 917 nucleotides. RefSeq names its product olfactory receptor 5AP2-like. Gene Ontology annotation, cellular component: membrane. Gene Ontology annotation, molecular function: olfactory receptor activity; G protein-coupled receptor activity. Gene Ontology annotation, biological process: G protein-coupled receptor signaling pathway. NCBI's taxonomy places the organism in Eukaryota, Metazoa, Chordata, Aves, Gruiformes, Gruidae. The record is from RefSeq and is a predicted model, not a curated record.